This is a messenger RNA of Taeniopygia guttata (zebra finch), 2313 nucleotides long. Lineage: Eukaryota; Metazoa; Chordata; Aves; Passeriformes; Estrildidae. The record is from RefSeq and is a predicted model, not a curated record.
CCCGGAGAACGCCUCGGCGAUGCCCAAUGGCGUUUGUGCCCCCUGGCACUGCGGGGCGCAGCCCAAGCCGGCUGUGCCCACGCCGCGGCAGCUCACGGAGAGCCUGCGGUGGGACAAGGGGCCCGCCCCGCUGGGCUUGGAGCGGCCGCACCGGGAGCGGCUGCAGCGGGGCUGUGGGGGGACAGCGGGGCGGGAGGCAGGGCGGCACAGGUCCCACGGGGAAACGAGCUGUGGGGCCGCUCAGAAUCGGGCUGUGGGGCCGCUCAGAAACGGGCUGCAGGGCCGCUCAGGAACGGACUGUAGGGCUGCUCAGGAACGGGCCGUGGGGCUGCUCAGGAAUGGGCUAUGGGGCCGCUCAGAAACGGGCUGUGGGGCCGCUCAGGAAGGGGCUGUGGGGCCGCUCAGAAACGGGCUGUGGGGCCGCUCAGAAACGGGCUGUGGGGCCGCUCAGGAAGGGGCUGUGGGGCCGCUCAGAAACGAGCUGUGGGGCUGCUCAGAAACGGGCUGUGGGGCCGCUCAGAAACGGGUUGUGGGGCCGCUCAGGAACGAGUUGUGGGGCCGCUCAGAAUCGGGCUGUGGGGCCGCUCAGGAAGGGGCUGUGGGGCCGCUCAGAAACGGGCUGUGGGGCCGCUCAGGAACGGGCCGUGGGGCUGCUGAGAAUCGGGCUGUGGGGCCGCUCAGGAAGGAGCUGUGGGGCCGCUCAAGAACGGGCUGUGAGGCCGCUCAGAAACGGGCCGUGGGGCCGCUCAGGAACGGGCUGUGGGGCCGCUCAGGAACGGGCCAUGGGGCCUCUCAGGAACGGGCCGUGGGGCCGCUCAGAAUCGGGCUGUGGGGCCGCUCAGAAACGGGCCGUGGGGCCGCUCAGAAACGGGCUGUGGGGCCGCUCAGGAACGGGCCAUGGGGCCUCUCAGGAACGGGCUGUGGGGCCGCUCGGGAAGGGGCUGUGGGGCUGCUCAGAAUCGGGCUGUGGGGUGGCAGAGAAGGACACGGACUGGGGCCCUCACGGCCGCCGGACCCGCCCGAGGUGUGCUCGGCGGCGCUGCGCUGGGCUUUGCUUGCAGCGCGUCCGGGAGCGGUGCAGCUGUGCGCGGCUUUCCGUGACAGCGCUGCCCCUCUCUUCCAGAUGCUCUGGGGAAGGCUGGAUAUCCAGGCCAACGGGACAAUCCGGCUGCGGGAUGAAGAGCUGGCCUCCCUACGCCCGGCACGGCGCUUCCUGCAGAUUUUAGAGGAGGAAGUUCCCAAAACACCGGCAGAGGUUGAGCAGCAUCUGAGAUACUAUUCACUGACCGACGCUCCCUUGCCUCCGACGGAGUUUGACCGUCUCCUUUUCACCAGUGUUUACAGUGCCUAUCAGGUUCGCUCCAUGCAGGGUCUGGAUAAAGCCCCCUGGAUUGGCUUUUUCUCUCAGCUGGUUGAUGAAAUCUUUCGUGACCUGUGCAAGGGGCUCUGCCCUGCAAAUACCACUCUCCUCCAGGCUUCCUGGCCUUGGAAGGAGAAGCCUUCACAUUUAGCAUCCCUGAAACAUUUCUAUCGCUCUAACCUGGCCAGGACCAAGAGAGACACCUAAUGAGGGAACCCCCGUAGGAAAGGGCGCACCUGGCUUCAGCUGCCUCCUUGGUUAUUUUCAAUGCUUUCCACAGUGUGCAGGACUUUCAAUAAAUAUGCCACACCCCUUUGUCCUGCUUUCUGCACUGUGCUGACAACCCCCUCAGGAUUUAUGCGCAAGCUUUUAUUUUUAAAUGAAAAAAGGACAAAAGUGCAUUUCUCCCUUUUCUGAUUUUUUGCUAAGUGAGCUGUGCUGAAUGGGGCAGUGCUAUUUAGAUGUCUUAUCUAUCUUGAUCGCUGAUGCUCAGGAGAGAUGGCUUGAAAGUAUUUUUCUAAGAUAUUAUGCUGGUGUCACAGCUGACUUCCUUUCAGAUAAUUCAGUUCACUCUCCUUAUAUUCUCACUGUGGUUUCAGACAAAUACAAGAUCUUCUCUCCAAUAGCAGCUAAGCAGGUUUUGUUGUGUUUCAUUAUAUAGGUCACAUAUUUAAUUUAAUUUUUCUCCUCAUGUGACAUCAUAUUUUAGGUGUCAACAGCAAUUUCCCAUAUCAUGUAUUAUUUUUUCUUUAAAAGGCAACCUGAAAAUGUAUGUAUUCCAUGAAGCUUUCUAGUAUUUGCAUAUCAUAUUUACACAUAUACACAGCUUUGUUUCAGUUAUCAUUCUGGAAUAUACUUCCUGAAAUCUCAUUUAAAUUCUGAAGAAUCCUGACCUAGUUAUUUCUUCAGCAGAUUUUGCCUUUCUUCUAUAAAGUUUUUUUUUUUUUUUUUUU